CUGAAACCGUGUGUGACAAACCUUGUGUGACAAAAAACUAAUUGUUGUUAAUGAAUACCCCGUCAACAAGAGAGCUCUAUAGUGAUUCAGUAGACCCUAACAUUUUCCUCCUCCAAUUUUCAGACAUUCCAUUUUUUAACAAUGGCUUUAGCCAGGAAGUUGGUCCAGGUCCUAAGAAAGGCAAAGAAAUUAGGACAGGAUGAUCCCAGAAGAAUCAUUCACUCCUUUAAAGUUGGAUUUGCUAUCUCUUUAGCAAAGAAAUUAGGACAGGAUGAUCCCAGAAGAAUCAUUCACUCCUUUAAAGUUGGAUUUGCUAUCUCUUUAGUUUCCCUUUUCUACUAUUUCCAACCUCUUUAUGAUGGGUUCGGUUCCUAUGCAAUGUGGGCUGUUUUGACUGUCAUCGUCGUCUUUGAAUUCUCUGUAGGAGCAACACUUGGGAGGGUUUUAAACAGGGGAUUAGCAACAUUUCUGGCUGGAGGUUUAGGCUUUGGAGCUUAUCGCAUGGCCAACUUGAGUGGGGAAAUGGUCGAACCCAUAUUACUUGGCGUCUUUGUUUUUCUGCUAGCUGCGUUGGUGACAUUUGUGCGAUUCUUUCCCCAAAUGAAGGCUAGAUAUGAUUACGGAUUGCUCAUAUUUAUCUUGACCUUCAGCUUAAUCUCUGUAUCUGGGUAUCGCGAGGAGGAGCUUCUGGACAUGGCGUACAGAAGGGUCUCGACCAUCCUGAUCGGCGGCUUCACCGCCGUUUGUGUCUGCAUUUUCGUUUGCCCUGUCUGGGCCGGCGAAGAUCUUCACAAUUUGGUCGCCAACAACAUUGAGAAACUAGCUAAUUUCAUGGAAGCUUUUGGGGAUGAAUAUUUCAAGGUAGCAGAAGAUGGGGAGUCCAGCAGGGCAUCCUGUUUACAAGGGUACAAGAGUAUCCUCAAUUCAAAGCAGGCUGAAGAAUCCUUGGCUAAUUGUGCAAGAUGGGAACCUCGUCAUGGGAAGUUCAGGUUUCGGCAUCCCUGGAAACAAUACCUCAAGAUUGCUAGUCUCACUCGGCAAUGUUCUUACAAAGUAGAAGCUCUAAAUAACUACCUCAACUCUGAGAUUCAGAAAAUGAAAUCAAAUGAGUAUGCCUCAGUACACAUUUGAGAUUGAUGAAAAGGGAAGUAAGGUUAAUAACA
Molecule: messenger RNA, 1163 nt
Organism: Rubroshorea leprosula
Lineage: Eukaryota; Viridiplantae; Streptophyta; Magnoliopsida; Malvales; Dipterocarpaceae
Source: the annotation of a GenBank genome assembly